AUGGGAGGACCCGGACCAGUCACGCACCCGGACCAGUCACGCACCGUGGUGGCAUGCCGACGGGGAGAUUCCGGCCUGUGGGAUCGUCCAUUGGACCAUAGAGUCUUGCAGUGUCUACUACGCGCGGGAUUCUAUGGUGUAUAUCGUAUAGGCCAUAUCAGACUGGACCACCCACUCAUUACUGCUCUCGUCGAGAGAUGGCGCACAGAGACUCAUACAUUUCAUUUCCCGACCGGUGAGGCCACCGUCACAUUGCAGGACGUAUCUGUCCUAUACGGUCUACGGAUUGAUGGGCGAGCAGUUACUGGACUUGACCCAUCAUUGACGACGGAGCAGUGGAUAGCGCUAUGUGCUGAGCUAUUGGGAGUAGCACCUACACCUGCAGACUUACAAGCAGUUACUGGACUUGACCUAUCAUUGACGAGGGAGCAGUGGAUAGCGCUAUGUGCUGAGCUAUUGGGAGUAGCACCUACACCUGCAGACUUACAGGCAGGUAGAGUGAGGGUGAGGUGGCUGUCGGAGCAUUUUCAGGGCGAUUUUCCAGAUGAUGCUGCAGAUGAGUUAGUACAGCAGCAUGCGCGAGCAUAUAUUCUGUGGCUUAUUGGGGGUGUACUUCUCCUUGAUAAGUCACAGAACCUGCUCAAGCUGAUGUAUUUGCCACUGUUGAGAGACAUUGACGUCAUCGGCCAGUACAGCUGGGGCGCCGCGGCUUUGGCAUGCUUGUAUAGGAUGUUAUGUCGAGCCACUCAGGUGGGUGUGACUCAGAUCGGAGGACCCCUUGUCUUGCUACAGAUUUGGGCGUGGGAGAGAUUGAUUCGCAUUGCCCCGUCUAGGCAACAACUAGUUGGUCCUGGUGAGGUUCCCAUCGGGCAGGGAGACAUGCAGAUGCCGGCCGGACCUCGAGGUAGCUGGUGGAGGGUUGACAUGAGCCACGAGGUCGUAUCGAUCCACGUAGUGGUUGUGUAUAGAGACCAGCUUGACCGGAUGAUAGACGGCGAGUUUAUCUGGCAGCCUUAUGCUGAUGUCCUCCACACGCUCCCAGACUACUGCCGCCUAGGUGAGGAUAUAUGGAUGGCGAGAGUACCACUCAUUUGUUAUGACGUGGUUGAGUGGCAUCUCCCUGAUCGUGUCCUCCGACAGUUUGGUCGGGUCCAGGCCGUGCCGGAUCGGUGUGACACCGAGUGGCGGUUGCAUGCGACGGAUAGACGUGGCCAAGCCAGCACUGACUGGAGUCUGCAUCAUAUGCGAUACAUACAGUUGUGGGAUGCCCGUCGCGACACUAUUGUACAAGCUGACUGGAGCGAUAGGGUCCUCCCCUCUCCCGACCCUUACAUGUUGUGGUAUCGGCGACAUACACACCUACUUGUCGGUAAUCCGAGCCACCUGUCCGAGGCCGAAUAUCAGGGAGUUGGGCCUUCUCUCGAGGCAUUGGUGGUUCGAGCUGGGAGGUCAUAUCACUUGGCUGAGGACGCCAUUUUCAGACGUGAUGGACAGCUUGGUCUGCAGGCCCUUGCAGAGAUCAGAGAGUUAUUGUACGAGGGGAUCCAGCAUGCCCAUCGGGUAGAUC
Molecule: messenger RNA, 1567 nt
Organism: Camellia sinensis
Lineage: Eukaryota; Viridiplantae; Streptophyta; Magnoliopsida; Ericales; Theaceae
Source: RefSeq, a predicted model, not a curated record